AUGGAGGCGGAGCGGAUCGGGAGGAGGAAGUGGAGGAGCCUCAAGAAGCGGCUGGCGCUGAUGGGCUGCUGCGUCAGCUCUUGGGGCUUUCGUGCCUCCAAUCCCACAAUCAUCACAGAUGAAAUUUACCCAGAAGGGCCGGAGGAGGAGGUGGUGGUGGGGAUGGGGGGCGCAACUUCGGCCGAGGAGACGAAUCUGGCUGCGGCGCUGGCGGCUGAGCGGAAUUACCGGGUGGCUUCUGUGGCGGAGGUGGGUAGAGUGGAGGGGAAGAGGACGGAGGCGCCGAUGCCGGUGUCGCUGAUGAGGUUGUUGGAGGAAGGAGAGGAGAACGGGGAAGGGGAAGGAGGCGGCGGAGGAGAAGCGUGGUGUUGCUGCUGCGUGUGCAUGGGCGGGCGGAAGGGGGCGGCGUUCAUCCCGUGCGGGCACACCUUCUGCCGCGUGUGCGCACGAGAGCUGCGGGCGGACCGUGGCACCUGCCCCCUCUGCAACCGUCCGAUCCUCGACAUCCUCGAUAUCUUCUAA
Musa acuminata AAA Group (dessert banana) is the source of this 522-nucleotide messenger RNA. Its product is annotated as probable E3 ubiquitin-protein ligase LUL4. Lineage: Eukaryota; Viridiplantae; Streptophyta; Magnoliopsida; Zingiberales; Musaceae. Bases 1 to 522 code for a protein of 173 amino acids. The record is from RefSeq and is a predicted model, not a curated record. The transcript has a single exon.